Messenger RNA from Trichoderma virens Gv29-8, 1335 nucleotides. RefSeq lists its product as uncharacterized. The transcript has 2 exons. Gene Ontology annotation, biological process: DNA-templated transcription. The record is from RefSeq and is a predicted model, not a curated record. The annotation marks the transcript as partial. Gene Ontology annotation, molecular function: zinc ion binding; DNA binding. Lineage: Eukaryota; Fungi; Ascomycota; Sordariomycetes; Hypocreales; Hypocreaceae.
CAGGAAGAUGAAUGGACUCUUCCACCACUCCUCGACAUUUUACCCAUCGUGGAGGAUUACUUCCAGUCCACAAAUCGUCUCCUACCUUUAUUUGACCAGACAACGUUCAUGCAGAUGCUACGUAGUUGGUACUAUACUCCAUUUCAACGUGAUCCGGCUACAUGGGCGUCCAUUAAUGUUGUUCUUGCGCUUGGUUUACUCCUCCAGCCACCCGUUGCCACUCAGGGGAGUUUGACACUAGCAGCAUUUGUCAAGAAUGCACAAUCGGUCCUUGAUGAGAUAGUUAGUCGCGAAGAAGACAUCCUCAGCGCGCAGAUCGUUCUUGGCCUCUGUAUCAUUUUCCAGGAAUCGCCCGAUCCCCAGCCUGCCAGUGUCUUGGCCGCGACUGCUGUCACGCUGGUGCAUAGACUGAGACUCUAUAGUCGAUCGACACAAGCAAACCUUAGUCAAACAGAUAUCAGGCAGCGCAACCGCUUGUUCUGGAUUGCUUAUGUCUUGGAUAAAAAUAUCAGUUUACGAGCGCAGCAUCCGCCUCUGCUUUCCGAUGCAUGGACAGAUAUUGACCUGCCCGAAUCCGAUCCUAUUGAUGGCGCCGGGGUUGUCUACAGCCGUCAAGGUACGAGCAAAAUAAACUUCUUCCUCUUUCGAGUACAGCUCGGAAUCAUUCAGGGGAAGGUGUACGACUGGUUGUAUUCAGUGACAGCGGAUAAGCUGCAGCCUGCCGUGAAAGAACAAUUUGUUCAUUCAAUCGAAUGCACGCUCUAUCAAUGGGAACAAAACUUACCCAGGGAAUUUACGCCGGACUCGAUCCUUGAAUCCGCUCCACCAGGGACCGUACAACACCUAGCCGCCCUCCAUUGGACUUAUCUCCACACCUUGGCUAUGAUACAUCGGGCUCACUCACAUAACCAGCAGUGGAUACAGAGUAUCCUCCGACGCAGCGCAAUUAUCAUCGACGAGCCGAUUAGAUGUGCCAUCACUAGCCCACAGCCAUCCCUACCAAGAUCCUGGUCUAAAUUGGUUGGCUCUUCACGGGCCUGCAUGAAACUUCUGGACAGUAUGUCGGCACACGGGGAAUCAUUAAUCUGGUCCACCCUUUGUGGUAGAGUCACCGGACUCCUGCUUCUCCUAAUGAACAAUCUGACAGAGCCUCAGCACGAGAUGCUUGUGGAAGACCAGAGACUUAUCGAGACCACAAUAGAAUCAUUAGAACCGAUAGCUGAAAAAUUACAGAACAGACAGUUCCAGCAAAUUUACCAGGCCUGCCAGGCGCUGGCGCUCAAGAUCCGGAUUCUGAUAGAGCGGAACAUUAAUGAGAGCUCCGCCUCGGAGGCA